Molecule: messenger RNA, 5759 nt
Organism: Alexandromys fortis (reed vole)
Lineage: Eukaryota; Metazoa; Chordata; Mammalia; Rodentia; Cricetidae
Product: tetratricopeptide repeat protein 16-like
Exons: 22
Coding region: 1516-5649 (1377 amino acids)
Molecular function (GO): protein binding
Source: RefSeq, a predicted model, not a curated record
CUGUCCCCCACACAAUGGGAAUGGCUCUUUAGCCUCUUUCUGCUGGAUUUCAGGGCCGCUGUUCUCAUGUCGUGUGCAUGUGCACUGGCGUGCAGGAGGCGCUCAGAGAGCCCCUUCAAGGAGUCCCUUUUCCUCCACCGGGGUUCUGGGCACAGAAAGCUCAUAUAUGCUUUACCGAGCAAAUUGCUGGCCCAUGUUUUCUUAUUUUGAGACAGAGCCUGGCAACUCAGCCCAGGCUGACCUUGAACUUGUGUUCUCCCUGCCUUCACCCCUCAAGCCGCUAAGAUCACAGGUGUGCAUGUCCACACUUGGCUACUCUCUUGUGUUUUCUGUUUUGGUUUUUUCCCCCUGACUUCCCUUGGCCCAGGCUUUUUUUCAUUCCUCUCCACCCUGAUCCCACCAGGCUGUGUCCUGCCGCAACCCUAGUCUCCAGCAUCCCAGGGCUCAGAGGGAGCCUCUGUCACUCCUCCAAAAGCUGGAGUGUAUCUUCAACACUGCAGCAAGCCAAAGCACGAGCCACCAGCCCAGUAACCCCGGAACCCAGGCCAUGAGUUGUGGCUGCUCAACUUCCAGGUGCCCAGCUGUGUAACACCAGGAGUUCACUCACAGAAUGACCGUGGCUGAGUGGAAUCCCCUCUAGUCCUCUGCUUAUGAUGGAUGGUCCCUCCUGCAACAUCCCCAAAGUUGAGCCCCCCUCAUAGUGAACCCACUAAGUCUCAGUCAUCACUGAAGAUGACGGGCCCCAGACGUGCCUGGGGACUAAAGAGCAGACAAACACAAACUGAAAAGAGCCCAAUGUGACUGAUAAGAUGGCUCCGUGCUGAAAGGACAGAGACCCGAGGGGCCAGCAGGGCAUCUGCUAGCUGGAUACCUACUGUCCCCAGUCCCAUGCUUGCAUGCUGUCUCCUCGACUCCAGGGGCUUUCCCUCCCUAUCACGGCACAGCCAAGACCAAAGCUACAGAAGGAACUUCAUCUGCCUGGGGUAGCAGCGAACAGAUGCACCCUGCCACUAAGCUUUAAGGAUAUCCCAAGACUUCAUGAAGCCUUGGAGCCUCCACUAGAAGAUGCCUUGUGUCUGUGCCACUAAAGGAUUGGCAGGAUGGUCUAGGGGAGGCGCUUCCGAGCACAGGGCCCAGUGAUUGAGUCUUCUCAUCCUUGCUGAGAGUCUAUGAAGAGGUUCCACCUGGCUAGACCUCCAACUUCUGAUUACCCAAAGUCUCAAAGUGACAGGCUAGUGAUUUCUAGGGCUCUUGAUGACUGUAAUCAAUAUACCACAUUGUUUCCAUUUAGGGGAAGGAAAGGUCUUCAUGGAAAACAAACUUGUACCCACGAGCCUGGCACCCUGCUCUGAAAGGCUAGGCCCUGAACAGAUACAGGGUCCCUGUCCACAAGAGGACAGUGCCCCUUUAAAACCCAGUCUCCCUCCGUUAGGCUGUUGCUAUGUAUAGAUCCAACUUCCUUAGCAACCACCUGGCUUCUUAAAGGGGACUUGGAAACAGUGGUUGCCAUCGGCCAUGGCUCCUAAAAAGAAGCCGAACAAAGGCGGCGGCAAAGAGUUUGAGGGCAAGAAGAGGAAAGGGGGCAAGAAGGACACAAGUGCGGGCGUCAAGUCUGGGGAGUCCACCCUGGUGGAGGAGCUGAAGGAAUUCUACCACAAACAGAUCCAAGACCUGGAGGACCGGCUGGCCCGGUAUCAGCGGAAGUGGGAUGAGCUGGCUGUGCAGGAGAAGAUCUUCCGCCAGGAGUUCGAGCAGCUGGCCAAUAACAAGAAAGAGAUCGUGGCCUUCCUCAAGCGCACGCUCAACCAGAGGGUGGAUGAGAUCACGGAACUCAAUGACCAGCUGCAGAGUCUCCAGCUGGCAAAGGAGAUGGAGAAGGAUGCUUUCGAGGCACAGCUGGCCCAGGUGCGCCACGAAUUCCAGGAGACCAAGGACCAGCUCACCACAGAGAACAUCGCCCUUGGGGGAAAGCUGGCUGCCCUGGAAGAAUUUCGGCUGCAGAAAGAGGAGCUAACAGACAAGUACCUGGUGCUAGAGGAGCAGCUGCGGAAGCAGGAGAGCGAAUACAAGGACUAUGUGUACAACCUGGAGAAGAAGUCUGUGCUGGACAAGGACAGGCUAAGGAAAGAGAUCAUCCAACGUGUAAACCUGGUGGCCACUGAGUUCCGCAAAGUGGCCACCAACCAGAUGUGGGAGACGACCAGGCGGGCCAUCCUAGAGAACAACAGUGUGACUCUGCAGCUGUCCUGGGUGACCCAACAAGGUAUGCAGCUGCUUCAGGAGAAUGAGCAGCUCAGGAGCAUCAAGGAUAAACUGUACCACCAGGUGGAGCUGCUGGAGAACACCCAAGAGAUCAUGGCCAGAAACAGCAAAGGCCAUCAGAAGGUCAUCCUCAUGCUGACGGAGAAGUGCCGCCAGCAGAAGCAGGGCACAGAGGAGGCAGAGCAGCUGCGCGUCCUGCUGUCCCAACUGGAACAGAACUUCCAGCAGCUACAGAAGGACAACCAGACCCUGAGGAGUGACAAGGACCAGCUAGAACAGCAGCUGAGGGAACAGCGGGCGGAGGUGAAUCUGCUACAAGAGAAGCUGACUGAGGAAAAGAAGGUUAGGGCCAGCCUGGAAACAGUCCUGGCCCAGGCCACCUCGCUCCUACAGGACAUUGUACAGAUGCGAACAGAUGCUGAGGACGGUGACUUUGACGUGGUGUUCCAACUGCAGCGCAAGGAGAUGCUGCAGCAAUUGCUGGCUCUGCUCAGCUCAGCUGUGUUUUCAAAAGCACAGUUCAAUGUGGGUUGCCAUGAGGACCAGCAGCCCCAAGGCCCACCCAAAGAGAGCCAACUCAGCACCCAGGUAUCCAAGAAGGCGGCCACGUCCCUGCUACAGAAGCUCUCCGCCAUCACAACCUACAAGCCUGGGGAUCUAGGGCUAGUGCCUCGUCGGGUCCACAUCCCACCCAACCCUCACGACCUCAGGUUGCUCUCAUAUGUCACCAGAAUGGGGAUCUGCCGGUUACAGAACACUAAUGAGGUGCCCGACCAUGCCCACUCGAAGAAAGUUCCAAAGCUCCGUGUUCAUGCUCCUGAAGACCGAGAGAAGACCCUGCAACAUAUCUUUGGGACAAGCCAGGUGUUCUACAGCGUUGAUAGGAAACCAAGGACAGGAGGAUCAACAGUACCUGUCAAAGUCAGAGAGUACUAUCACCAAGGCCAUCAGUGCCUAGAACAAGAGGACUGGGAGAGCGCCGUGCUCUUCUUCUCCCGCGCCCUCCACCUGAACCCCAACAUGGCAGACUUCUAUGUUUUCCGUGCCGAGGCCUUCAUCCAGCUCUGCGAUUUCUCCUCUGCCCUGCAGAACCUGCGCAGGGCCUACACCUACCAGCCAGAGAACAGCAAAUACCUGGAGCGGCUGGCCUUUGUACUCUACCUACAGGGCCAGUGCUUGUACGAGCUGUGUGACUUCCAGGAAGCCUUGUAUGUCUUCUUGCAAGCCUCUGACCUCCAACCCCAGAAUCCUUCCUUUAAUUACCGCUGCAUAGCCUGCCUGCUGGCCCUCAAUCGACAUCAGGACUGCCUCUCACUCAUCACCAGGGAGGUGAAGCAGGGCAGGGCCAAUGCCGAUGUCUACAUCCUCCGGGCCCGGAUCUACAACUUCUUCCAGAAGCCUAAGCUCUGCUAUCAAGACCUUCGAAGCGCCUUGCUCUUCGAUCCCAAGCACCCACAGGCCAAAGGGCUACUCCAGAUGAUGGUGAACCAGGCCAAGCAGUCCUUUCAAGAUGCUAGCAUCCUGGCCGUGCAGGGCAAGCUGCACCGAGCACUGAAGCAUAUCUGCUGUGCCAUUGAGAACAACCCCCUGGACCCCAACCUCUUCCUCUUCCGGGGGACCAUGUACAGACGGCUCCAGCAAUUUGACCCAGCUGUGGAAGACUUCCUGAAGGCACUGGACAUGGUGACCGACAGCCAGGACAGCCUGGUGCAGAAGGCACAGCGCCAGCUGCUGCUGACCUACAACGACUUUGCUGUGCACUGCUACACCCAGGGCUCCUAUCAGGAGGGCGUGCUGCUGCUGAACAAGGCAAUCAGGGACGAGCAGAACGAGAAGAGCCUGUACAUCAACCGUGGGGACUGCUUCUUCCAGCUGGGCAACCUGGCCUUCGCGGAGGCGGACUACAAGCAGGCACUGGCACUGAGCCCGCAGGACGAGGGAGCCAACCUACGCAUGGGUGUGCUGCAGGAGAAGAUGGGAUUCUGUGAGCAGACACGCAGGCAGUUCCAGACAGCGGAGGACCACUUCUCAACAGCCAUCAAGCACAACCCUGAGAAGGCCCAGUACUACCUGCACCGGGCCAAGAGCCGACAGCUCCUGCAGAACAUUUUGGGGGCCCGCCAGGAUGUUGCCACUGUGCUGCUCCUAAACCCCAACUAUCCAAAGAUGGCCCCACUGAUGACCAACCUCUUUCCUGGCAUGACUGUGGAGGACGUGCUUAAGAGCCAAGUGGCCCAACUGGCCAAGCUCCAGCUAAGUCGGAUGCUAGAAAGUGGUCCGAAGGCCAUCCACCCACAAAGCAUUGUGAUGCAGAGGUUAAUGGAACGUCAGAAAGCCCGAGCCUUGAUGGAGUCGUGGAAUCGGGAAUAUACUUUCACGGGGAACCUGGAAGAGGAACUGGCUACUCCUCCGACCUUGAAAGGAAAGACUAAACUCAAGAGAAGAGGAGCAGAGGAUAAAAAGGUGAGUGGAACUUAUGCUAGGGCCCAUGCCCUGGAGUCUAAGCCGGUAUUCGAUGCAAAUACACUGGGGUUUAUUGAUUACAAGCUAGCUCAGACUGUGAAGCCCCGCAUGGUGAUAUCCCUGUCAGACAGCUACGUGGACCAGACCUCCUCGGGCUCAGUCUUCAGCAUCCUGAGCCUGAGCACCUCGGGAAUGGACAUAUCAGACAGUCAGGAGUAUAGGAGCACUUCCAACACAGCUGUGAUGUCUGAACACUCAAGGCCUCAGUCCUCAGACCCCAGGAAGAACAGGGAGAAACUAGGCCUGAGCAGGGCCCCCAAAGUCACCCAGGCCUCUGAGAACCCAGACCAGAACUUGCGUGAGACCACACCUGCCUAUGGCCAAAGAUGCCACUCCAGCAAGGCAGAAGCCAUGCAAAGCCCAGGAAGACAACGCCCCAGCCAGAAAUCCAGAGUGACAGAAGCCACCAUGGGUCCAAAGCCUAGAAAGAACAGGCCUGCCCUGACCCCAAAGCAGAGGCUCAGAAGAGCCAAGGCUGUUCGUGCCCAGAGCUGGAAACCCAGGUCCCAGGUCCACAGCGAGAAGUCAACAAAGACUUCCAGCGAGACCGUUUCCCAUGGCGGAAGCAGUAGUAGUUCCAGUGAGACCCAGGACCAGAGUCCAGGGCCCAGCAGUUCUGAGGACACCUCAAGCUCCAGUGAGAGCACAACAUCAAGCUCCAGCAAGACCGACCCCCUCCCGGAGCCGAGCCUGCAGCUCCGCAAAGCCCAGGAUCCCCAGGACCAGAACCUGAGCUCCAGCAAGACCGACCCCCUCCCGGAGCCGAGCCUGCAGCUCCGCAAAGCCCAGGAUCCCCAGGACCAGAACCUGAGCUCCAGCAAGACGGAGCUUUCACCCACCCCUAGCCAAUCUGCUGCCCCCUGAACGGGCCAAUGAGAAGGCCUUGCUGAGGGGAGGGCAGAUUUUCUCAACACCCUAGCUUUUAGAAAAGCUGCCUCCUCCAAGGGGAACAAGAAACCCUCGUCAAUGUUCUG